This is a messenger RNA of Scylla paramamosain (green mud crab), 345 nucleotides long. RefSeq lists its product as uncharacterized. Lineage: Eukaryota; Metazoa; Arthropoda; Malacostraca; Decapoda; Portunidae. The transcript is spliced from 3 exons. Bases 1 to 345 code for a protein of 114 amino acids. The record is from RefSeq and is a predicted model, not a curated record.
AUGAAGGCAGCAGCAUGCACCCUCCCUCCCUUCUGUGUCUCCCCACCCCGCACCCUCGCCGCCGUCACCACCGCAGAGAUUUGUUGGUGCGGAGAUAGUGACUUGCCAUCUGCUGCAGCGCCCUUCAGUAUCAAGCUGGCUGGAUCUUGUCGAGGUCCUUCCGACAACCGUACUGCCAGCAAGCGCCGCGCUGCCUUCUCCGCAAACCACACAUACGCAGAAGUCAAGGGCACAUCCUCGUCAGGUUCUGCGCCCCUCGCCCAUUUCCCUCUGGUACCCAGCAGCCAGCAGCAGCAACAGCAGCAGCAGCAGCAGCAGCAGCAGCCAGCCGCCGCUCACACCUAG